UCCUCUCUCCUCUCUCUACCCCUCUCUGCCGGUCUCCACCCUCUCUCCUUUAUAUGUGAGGGCAUGAAAUGUGAAGGAUUUGUGUACUGUAUAAUAUUGACCCAAAUAAAGGUGAUUUUAAUAUCUAGUUUCUCCUCCUCUUUCUUCUUCUCUGUCAGUAACCCUGAUAAGGGUCUCCAGUUCCUGAUCUCACGAGGUUUCAUCCCGGACACGCCCAUAGGUGUGGCUCACUUCCUGCUUCAGAGGAAGGGCCUGAGCAGGCAGAUGAUUGGAGAGUUCCUGGGAAACAGCAAGAAGCCCUUCAACAGAGACGUCCUAGAUUGUGUGGUGGAUGAGAUGGAUUUCUCAGGGAUGGAGCUGGACGAGGCUCUGAGGAAGUUCCAGGCUCACAUCAGAGUCCAGGGAGAGGCCCAGAAGGUGGAGAGACUGAUCGAGGCCUUCAGUCAGCGGUACUGCAUGUGUAACCCGGACGUGGUGCAGCAGUUCCACAACCCCGACACCAUCUUCAUCCUGGCCUUUGCUAUCAUCCUCCUCAACACAGACAUGUACUCACCCAACAUCAAGCCUGACCGCAAGAUGAUGCUGGAGGACUUCAUACGCAACCUCCGAGGUGUGGAUGAUGGAGCAGACAUCCCCAGAGACAUGGUGGUGGGCAUCUAUGAGAGGAUCCAACAGAGAGAGCUGCGAUCCAAUGAAGACCACGUCACCUACGUCACCAAGGUGGAGCAGUCCAUUGUGGGCAUGAAGACAGUAAGGACACCAGGGCUUGACAUUAACGCUUGUUCGCGACUAGUGACUUUUUUUUGGGGGGGGGGGGGGGGGGGGG
This is a messenger RNA of Salvelinus fontinalis (brook trout), 826 nucleotides long. Its product is annotated as IQ motif and SEC7 domain-containing protein 3-like. Gene Ontology annotation, biological process: actin cytoskeleton organization; regulation of ARF protein signal transduction. Lineage: Eukaryota; Metazoa; Chordata; Actinopteri; Salmoniformes; Salmonidae. Gene Ontology annotation, molecular function: guanyl-nucleotide exchange factor activity. The annotation marks the transcript as partial. The record is from RefSeq and is a predicted model, not a curated record. The transcript has 4 exons.